AUGCCUCCCGCAGUAGGCAGAAUGCACCACUCACACAUGUCCAAUCCGUUCGCACACCUUAAUCCUCAGCACUCAAUACCACAGUCGCAUUAUCAGAAUAGCCAGAUGCCCAAUUCUUUCAAUACACAGGCCUUCGGGAAUAGCGCACUCAAUGGCGGCAUAUCGCCUUUCAAUCCGACAUCUCCGUAUGGGGGAACAGCAUUCAGUGCCGCGGCGGGCUCGAAUACCUUCAACGGCAGCAUGUUAGGAGGUCAAGGACAGGGCCUGGGAUCAGCAGCAGCGCAGGCGGGAUUUGCAAGAGGCGCAGCGAUGCAAGAGCAUAACAAUGCGAUGGAUGUGGGGGGAGUCAAGUCAGGUCAAGCAGCACGGAUACGAGAAGUCUGGAGACAUAACCUCGACUACGAAUUCCACGUCCUGAGGCAACUGGUUCAGAAAUAUCCCUUCGUCUCGAUGGACGCAGAGUUCCCAGGUAUCGUGGCGAGGCCUAUUGGUCACUUCGCGGGCUCCAAGGCCGAAUAUCACUACCAGACGCUCCGCUGCAACGUCGACAUCCUCAAACCAAUCCAGGUUGGCAUUACACUUUGGACACCCGAAGGCGAGUUGCCGCCAGUGCAAGAUCCAAAAAUCUCUACACAACCGGGUGGAAAGCUGCAAUACAACAACAACCAUCUUCUCGGCCAAACAAUACCAUGCACCUGGGUAUUCAACUUCCAGUUCAGCCUCGAGGAGGAUAUGUACGCCGAAACUAGUAUCGAACUUCUCAAGAACAGCGGCGUUGAUUUCCAACGACAUCAGGACAUGGGCAUCACAACCGAAUCGUUUGGAUCACUGCUCACGACGUCCGGGCUAGCCUUCAGCUCCGAUAUCAACUGGCUCAGUUUUCAUUCAGGCUACGACUUCGGCUAUCUCAUUAAACUGCUUUCAAACGAUGCUCUACCCAUGGAGCAGACGCAAUUCUCCGAGCUCGUCAAGACCUUCUUUCCAACGCUGUGGGACAUCAAGUUUCUCCUGAGGCACGCUCAGCGAGUACGCAACAAUGGUCGUCUCUCCGCAGAUGGCAUGCGCAUUGUCGACGCACUCGGAAGCAAGUCUGGCUUAGGCGACCUGGCAGAAGAACUUGGUUGCCAGAGGAUCGGCAACCCGCACACAGCUGGCUCAGACGCAUGGCUUACGGGAUCUGUUUUCUGGGCCAUGAAGAACAAGAUCUUCAACGGCGAGCUCGAGGAAGAACUUUCCAACCAAAUCUACGGUCUUCAUGGAGUUCCUGCGCCGGCCAGUCAGCAAUAUCGUGACGACUUCCUCGCUGCGCAGAGCACUCCUUCCGGACAGGGCGUGAACGGAGCUACGCCUGCUGCUGCAAGCGGACUCUCCGGGCUCGGCACGGUCUUCACACCGAGCAAUCAGCCCGCCACGCCUACCACACAGCAUGCAAGACUGAACAACCAAACGCCGGGGCCUCCGGGCCAUUACGGCGGCUUCGGAAAUUUCACUUAUCCCAAAUAG
Messenger RNA from Lecanosticta acicola, 1503 nucleotides. The record is from the annotation of a GenBank genome assembly. Lineage: Eukaryota; Fungi; Ascomycota; Dothideomycetes; Mycosphaerellales; Mycosphaerellaceae.